Messenger RNA from Zingiber officinale, 2871 nucleotides. Its product is annotated as sucrose synthase 1-like. The transcript is spliced from 16 exons. NCBI's taxonomy places the organism in Eukaryota, Viridiplantae, Streptophyta, Magnoliopsida, Zingiberales, Zingiberaceae. The coding region runs from base 196 to 2640 and encodes 814 amino acids. Gene Ontology annotation, molecular function: sucrose synthase activity. The record is from RefSeq and is a predicted model, not a curated record. Gene Ontology annotation, biological process: sucrose metabolic process.
AUAAUAUCUUGGAUCAGAUCACUUUAACUAAAUGUUGACACAGCUGAGUCACUCUUUGGUGUUUGCAAAAUUAUUGUUUGCAGUUGACUCUCUAUAAAUACCUGCCUUCUUUGUUUUUGUUCUUCAAUCUUCUUGUUUCAUUCAACAUCAACUUUAAGGCUUGUAGGGAUAAUAUAGCUGAAACUGAGAGAAGAUAUGGCUGGGCGCACUUUGACCCGUGCUCUUAGUUUUAAGGAACGUCUGACUACUACUCUAUCUUCCAGUCCAAACGAAUUGUUGGCUGUCUUUACAAGGUAUGUUAAACACGGAAAGGGUAUGCUGCAACAACAUCAGUUACUUGCUGAGUUUGAAGCAGCAUUUACUGAAGAUGAAAAGAAAAUACUCAAAGAUGGUGUCUUUGAAGAUGUUAUAAGAGCUGCACAGGAAGCUAUAGUUAUACCUCCAAUUGUCGCACUUGCCAUUCGGCCAAGGCCUGGAGUUUGGGAAUAUGUCCAGGUGAAUGUGAAUGAGUUGGCAGUAGGAGAGUUGAGUGCAUCUGAAUACCUACAAUUCAAGGAACAACUAGUAAACAAAGGCUCCGUGGAUAAUUUUGUGCUUGAAUUGGACUUUGAACCAUUCAAUGCCACUUUCCCUCGUCCUUCACUUUCAAAAUCCAUUGGCAACGGCGUGCAGUUCUUGAACCGCCAUCUCUCUUCAAAGCUGUUUGUUGACAAAGAAAGCUUGCAUCCCCUGCUUGAAUUCCUCCGCACACACAGUUACAAGGGAACGAAAAUGAUGUUAAAUGACACAAUACAAAGUCCUAAUUCCCUCCAAUCUUCACUGAGGAAAGCGGAGCAGUAUCUGUUGAGUAUCCCUUCAGAUAUGCCAUAUUCAGAGUUCAACAAUAGGCUUCAAGAUCUCGGUUUUGAAAAGGGUUGGGGGGAUACGGCUAAACGUGUACUGGAAACUAUGCAUCUACUCCUUGAUCUUUUUGAAGCACCUGAUCCAUGCACUUUGGAAAAUUUCCUUGGGACAAUUCCCACAGUCUUCAAUGUUGUUAUCCUCUCCCCACAUGGCUACUUUGCGCAAGCCAAUGUUUUGGGAUACCCUGACACUGGCGGCCAGAUUGUUUAUAUUUUGGAUCAAGUUCGUGCCUUGGAAACUGAAAUGCUGCUUAGGAUAAAGCAACAAGGCCUUGACAUCACUCCACGAAUUCUAAUCGUUACUAGGUUGCUUCCUGAUGCUGUUGGGACGACCUGUGGUGUUCGACUCGAACAGGUGGAUGGAACAAAGCACACAAGCAUUUUACGAGUUCCCUUCAGAAAUGAAAAGGGGAUUCUUCGCAAGUGGAUUUCACGUUUUGAUGUGUGGCCUUAUCUGGAGACUUACACCGAGGAUGUUGCAGAAGAACUUGCAGAAGAGCUGCAGGCAACUCCCGAUUUGAUAAUCGGAAACUACAGCGACGGAAACCUAGUAGCAUCUUUGCUGGCGCAUAAGCUUGGAGUUACUCAGUGCACCAUUGCACAUGCCCUGGAGAAGACAAAGUACCCGAAUUCCGAUAUUUAUUGGAAAAAAUUCGACAAUCAGUACCACUUCUCUUGCCAAUUCACAGCUGAUUUAUUUGCCAUGAAUCAUGCUGAUUUCAUAAUCACUAGUACAUUUCAAGAGAUCGCUGGAAGUAAGGACACCGUUGGCCAAUACGAAUCCCACACUGCAUUUACCCUUCCUGGACUCUACCGUGUAGUCCAUGGCAUUGAUGUUUUUGAUCCAAAAUUCAACAUAGUUUCUCCUGGAGCCGAUAUGUCGGUCUAUUUCCCUAAUUCUGAGAUUGACAAAAGACUCACACACCUUCAUCCUGAGAUCGAGGAGCUACUGUUCAGCUCCACUGAUAACAAUGAACACAAGUUCGUGCUGGAUGAUAGGAGAAAGCCCAUUAUUUUCUCCAUGGCUAGAUUGGACCGUGUCAAAAAUUUAACCGGUCUCGUAGAGUUUUAUGGCAGGAAUGCGAGGUUGAGGCAACUAGUUAACCUUGUCGUGGUAGGAGGAGAUCAUGGGAAGGAAGCUAAGGAUAAGGAGGAAGUAGCAGAGAGGAAGAAGAUGUUUAGUCUCAUCGAGGAGUAUAAACUGAAUGGUCAGAUAAGGUGGAUCUCUGCCCAGAUGGACCGAGUUCGGAAUGGAGAGCUAUACCGAUAUAUCGCAGACAGCAAAGGCGCUUUCGUGCAGCCUGCUCUUUAUGAAGCUUUUGGACUUACUGUGAUCGAAGCCAUGACCUGUAGCUUGCCUACCUUUGCAACGGUUUACGGAGGUCCGGCAGAAAUCAUUGUCGAUGGGGUAUCCGGCUUCCAUAUCGAUCCUUACAAGGGGGAUAAAGCUGCUGAAAUCUUGGUUAACUUCUUCGAAAAAUGCAAGCAAGAUCCCACCUAUUGGGAUCAAAUAGCUCAAGGAGGACUGAACCGGAUAUACGAGAAGUACACUUGGAAGCUAUACUCCGAGCGACUGCUAACAUUGACCAGCGUGUAUGGCUUUUGGAAGCAUGUUUCUGAUCUGGAGAGGCGCGAAACCCGUCGGUACCUCGAGAUGUUCUAUGCCCUCAAGUAUCGUAGUCUGGCUAGUUCUGUUCCUUUGGCUGUUGACAUGAACACUGGAAGCAGACCAAGCUGAUGCCUGCUUCAUUGCAGUUGUUUUGAGAUGGCAACAAUAAGAUCAGAGGCCUUUAUUGAUUCGCCUCGAGUUAUCCAUUUUUACCAUCGGUACGAGGAUCGUAUCGGUUACAUGGCGGGAAUUACUUAUUUGUUCCCUCUGUAAUGUAAUUUUGUUGGUAAAACAUGCUCAAGGAUGAGUUAUCUGCAAUAAAUAAAGCAUGAUCAUGACCGAAUAACAAAUGAGUUUGUC